UGUUUUAUAUACAGUAGGUACCUAUGCUUAUAAAAAGUUUUAGCAAGCAUAUUUUAUUAAAUCAAAAUAAAAUUAUUAUAGAUAAAAUAGUACAUUAUUGUGUACAAGUGUGUAAUAUUGGUGACUACCGCUGAGGCGACAUUGAGACCAGCCCCCAGUCGAUAUGCGAUCAAAGAUAUGAUAUCAUAAUGGCAACAAGUUAUAUAACGAUUUUGCGAGCAUGAACAACCUAUCGAUAUGAUACGAUAUAAAACUAACACGGGAUAUGCUCUGAUAUGCCGAUAUGGAAUGUUGCCAAUAUAACCCGAAGUACAGCACAGCAGCUUAAGCUGCUUGCUGAUUAUAUGGCUGCGCAUCCGAGCUUGGCUCAUGGAGAAUUUUCUAGGCCACAAGGAAAACUCAACGAGCAAAGGGAGUGGGAGGAACUGCGCGUCAUAUUAAAUGAACACGGGCCGGAUAAAUCUUUGGAGCAGUGGAAAGUGACUUGGCGCGACUUACGCCGCAAGGCCCGAACUGAGGGGAGUGUGGCGAAUCGUGCCAGAAAUAUCACUGGAAAUGCUACUCCAGUACCGGCCAUUUCUGAAAUUUCUCAGAAAAUUCUUGGAGUCAUGGGCACCGAAGGAGCCUUUGGGAUCCAUGGUGCUGAAGAAUCUGGUAUUGGCUUCUCCAUAGAAGUUUUAGAGGAUGAAGUGGCUGGACCUUAAGGUGUACAGGACCAAAAUAAUAAUGAAAGUACACAAAAGAUUUAUCAAUUUGUGGUAGGUCCAAACCUGCCACAUCAAGAACAUCAAGUCGAGCAUGAUGAAGUUUUGACGAUUAACAUGGGUGCAAGUGCCAGAGAUAACGACCGUAGACGGGGUGCGGGUGCGGGCGCGGGUGCGAACAUUAGCAGGAGGUCCGCUGGAGCUGGACGUCAGCAACAGCAGCAACGCGAGCGACAGCGCCGUAACAGACCCCAACCGCAAGCACGAGCUAACCAAUUCUUAGAAGCAGAGCUGGAUAGCAAUAAUAUUUUGAGGGUAUGUGUCCUUUUACAAUAAAAGGGAAAAUUAAUAAAUAAUAUUAUACUUCAAUGCUAUCACUCAAAUAUAUACAUGUUUAAUUUUGUUAUAGGAUAUUGCAAAUCAAUUAAAUAUUAUGAAUCGGAACAAUGCCGUACGAUCGCGACAGAAAUAUAAGGAAAAGUAAGUACCUAAGAAAUAUGUAUGAGCUAUUGAAAAUUUUUGGAGCCAGAGAAACUUUCAUAGUCGGCCACGAUGAUACUAGCACAUCAAAUGCCUAUUCGUACUUGCAAUUUGUACAAUCGAAAACAGCAUAUCAUAAAUAUGCUCUAAAGUG
Messenger RNA from Chilo suppressalis (striped riceborer), 1338 nucleotides. Lineage: Eukaryota; Metazoa; Arthropoda; Insecta; Lepidoptera; Crambidae. The record is from the annotation of a GenBank genome assembly.